AUGUCGAUUGGUAUCUUCUUCAACUGCACCAAAUUUUGGUCAGAAGAGUUUUGGCUGCCACCCAAAGAAAGCUGGGCAAAUGUCAGCGGCCCUCAAACCAGUGAUUUUACAUAUGGCAUUUUUGCAGCUAUCAUACUGUGUUUCAUGCGGUCUAGUUACGUAUUUACGCCAAUCGGUUUGCGGAAUGGAUUAAGGUCAACAAAGAAUCAUAAAGUGCCCAAUAUUCCGCUUCUUGAAGAGUAUUAUCACCUUAACAAACGGCCGCCUUUCAAUGACAUACGCGUAAACUUUCGAUUUUCGCUCACUUUAAGGUUUAAGGCGUUGUCGAAAAAACUUGAUGUUAGUGAUGCCAAAGUUUCCUAUUGGUUUCGAGCAAAACGCAAUUCCGUGAAAUUUCCUGAACCAUUUUUAUACGAUACCUCUGAAUUCUUUCGUGCCUAUCCUCACCAUAAAAUGAGUCGCUGUAUAUUUUGGUAUUACAUGGUCGAAUUAGCAUAUUAUGUCUCUGGGCUCAUUUGGGUCUUCCUGGAGGUUAAACGAAAGGAUUUCAUUGUAAUGCUGACGCAUCAUGUCGUCACUGUCGCAUUGAUCGCGUUCUCCUAUCUAACAAAUUACUUCCGUAUCGGAUCGGUUAUCAUGCUUCUACAUGACUCUGCCGAUUUUUGGCUUGAGGUAGGUCUUCACUCUUGUAAGCACCAAAAUUUAUGUCUGCAUGUAAUGUGUUUGCAUGUACUGGCAUUCCACUUUUUGCAUGGAAUUCUAUUUGUUCAAUCAAUUGCUGUGCAGCUGUGCCAAGAAUGGUCAAUUUUAUGUCAUUGUUAUUUUCCCCUUUCCUUCACAUUUCAUAGGCUGCAAAGAUGUUUAAAUAUAUUGGAAAAUUUUGGUCUUGUAUGGCGUGCUUCACAACAUUCAUAUGUGUCUGGAUUGCGACACGUCUGUACUACUACCCAUUUCGGUGAGUUUUGCGCUUAA
Molecule: messenger RNA, 972 nt
Organism: Hydatigera taeniaeformis
Lineage: Eukaryota; Metazoa; Platyhelminthes; Cestoda; Cyclophyllidea; Taeniidae
Source: the annotation of a GenBank genome assembly